This is a messenger RNA of Lecanosticta acicola, 1237 nucleotides long. The record is from the annotation of a GenBank genome assembly. NCBI's taxonomy places the organism in Eukaryota, Fungi, Ascomycota, Dothideomycetes, Mycosphaerellales, Mycosphaerellaceae.
AUGGCGGUGUCGCGCUCCCUCCGGCGCACCAGUCCCAUCACCUACAUCCUCGCCGGCACACUCUGCAUCUUCUUCCUCUACUUCUUCUUUGGCGACAGCGCAGACAUUGCCGCAGUAACCACGGCGCCACGGCAGCUGUUGAAGAGCAAGGAUGCCGCUUCGAACGCCCUCUCUCCUCCCUCCUUGCCCUUCCGCAAGCCCGCGCAAUUGGGUCCAAACGAAGUUGCGCCUCCGCCCCCGGUGGUCCACUACCAUAUGAACAACGUCACGACGACCAGCGAUCCAAUCGGGAACAGGGAGUCCAUCCUCAUAUUAACACCGCUGGCGAGGUUUUAUCAGGGAUACUGGGACAAUCUAUGCAAGCUUUCCUACCCACACGAGCUGAUUUCGUUGGGCUUCAUCAUACCGAAGGGACGAGAAGGAAACCUGGCCACACAGCAGCUACAAGAGAGGAUAGCAAAGACACAAUUGCCGACGAACAAGAACCGAUUUGCCUCGAUCACGAUCUUGCGACAGGACAGCGAGCCGCCCGUGUCGCAAACGGAGUCGGAGCGGCAUGCGAUUGCCGCACAGAAAGAGAGAAGGGCUGCAAUGAGCAGAGCCAGGAAUAGCUUGCUCUUCACAACACUGGGUCCAACGACAUCGUGGGUGCUUUGGCUCGACAGCGACAUUGUUGAGACACCGCACUCUCUCGUCGAGGACUUGGCUUCUCACGACAAGCCAAUCAUUGUGCCAAACUGCUUCCAAAGAUAUUACAACAAGGACAAGGAAGCCGAAGAUACGCGACCGUACGACUUCAACAGCUGGGUAGACUCGCCCACUGCUCAAGGUCUUGCGGCCAAGAUGGGUCCGGAUGAAAUCCUUCUGGAAGGAUAUGCGGAGAUGGCGACGUAUCGGGCGCUGAUGGCGUACAUGUCGGGUACGGAACAGUAUGCCAAGAUGUUCGCAUGACUUGCUGACCAGUCUCAGAGGACCAUGGCGAUCCGAGAAAGGAGGUCGAGCUAGACGGCGUUGGAGGCACCGCUCUGCUUGUCAAGGCAGAUGUGCACCGAGAUGGAGCCAUGUUCCCACCAUUUCCAUUCUACCAUCUUAUUGAGACGGAGGGAUUUGCCAAGAUGGCGCAGAGGCUGAAUUGGAAAUCGUACGGAUUACCGAAUUACUAUGUAAGUUUCACAUGGUCCUUCCCCACCCGAGCUGAUGGCUCACAAACGUGUAGGUCUACCACUACAACGAAUAG